Scophthalmus maximus (turbot) is the source of this 3086-nucleotide messenger RNA. RefSeq names its product CoA synthase (gene coasy). Gene Ontology annotation, molecular function: dephospho-CoA kinase activity; ATP binding. Lineage: Eukaryota; Metazoa; Chordata; Actinopteri; Pleuronectiformes; Scophthalmidae. Bases 289 to 1965 code for a protein of 558 amino acids. Gene Ontology annotation, biological process: coenzyme A biosynthetic process. The record is from RefSeq and is a predicted model, not a curated record. The transcript is spliced from 10 exons.
GGGUGCAGGUAAAGAUGUCACGUGACCGUGCAUCCUAGUUCUCGUCAGAGUGACUUCCACUAGAUGGUGCUUUGCUGUUCGGACUGCCUGGACUCGAAGAGUCAGUUGCUCCUUGGAAGACUUCCAGUCUGUCAGGUAGUUAUGCGGACGGCUCUGCGUCUCUGCGGCUCGAUUCACCCGAGGUUCACGUCGCUGUAGGUUCGCUCGGUACAGUGUUUUUCCGAUACCCAACAUUAACUUCUCAGAUACUGUGACGGCCGCGAAUUCCCUGUGAUACCAGCCAGUAACAUGUCAAUGUUCAGCACGGGCGUCCUUGUGCUGACUUCUCCUCUCCACACUCUCCCCCUGCGCAUCGCUCCGGUGCUCAGCUCGGCUGCCCAGCUUGUAGAGCGCACGCUGUACGUCCACCUCCACCCUGGGCUGAACUUGGGAAAUGGCAGCCAGCCUCGGCCAGUUUUCAUACCGUCAGUGGUGGACCUGUCGACGGUCAUUACCCGCCUUUACAGCAAUGCAGCGGAUAUAUGCGGGCACCUGGAUAUUCGGGUGUUGCUGACCAAUGUCCGCGCUCAGUCAGCUUCUUGCAGUGGGACCACAGUUACAAACUGCCCCUUCCCCACUCCACAACCUCUAUCUCACUCCCCAGAUGUGCUGCUAACAGACUUCCCACUGCAGGACUCAGGUCAGUCCCAUCAAGUCUCCCAGUGUCUGCAGAAGUACACUGGCCGCUGUUACACCUGUAGCCCCAACCUGCCCUCAGUGCUGCUUCACCCACAGUUAAUGAGGCUCCAGAAGAACGUGGAAGGGCUGAAAGAGCCUGAGGAAAAGGCAGAACCUUUGGAAACGUACACUGAUGUGGUGGUAGGGGGGACGUUUGACCGGCUCCAUGGGGCCCACAAGACGCUGCUCAACAUCUCCUGCCUCCUAGCCAAUAGAAGGUUCCUUAUUGGUGUGUGUGACCAACCAAUGCUGAAAAAAAAAGUGCUAAAGGAGCUGAUCGAGCCCUACUCUCUGCGUGUACAGAGACUACAGGGGUUCCUGCAGGACAUCAAACCGUCACUACAGGUGGAGAUUGUGCCCCUCGACGACCCCUUUGGAGUGUCUGCAGUUGACCCCCUGCUGCAGUGUAUCGUGGUUAGCGAGGAGACUAAAAAGGGAGGCGAGGCUGUGAACAAGAAACGCAUCGAGAAUGGCCUUCCAGCUCUUGUUCUCCAUGAGAUCCAGUUGCUUAAAGAUGCCCACCACACUGAGACAGAGGAGGAAAAGAUCAGCUCGUCCAGUCUACGCUCUCGACUCCUGGGCACCCUCCUUACCCGGCCUAAAGACACAUCCCAUCUCCCUCCCGUCCCAUAUGUGAUCGGCCUGACGGGAGGCAGCGGCAGUGGAAAGAGCUCCAUCGCCAGGCGGCUGGAGGCUCUGGGUGCAGUCCGGAUCGACUGUGACAAAAUGGGGCACGAGGUGUAUCAGCCGGGGGAAGCAGCCUAUCACAGAGUGAUUGAAGAAUUUGGGUCAGAUAUUGUGAAUGAAGACAAAACGAUAAACAGACGUGCAUUAGGAAGGAAAGUUUUCGGAAACCAGGAGCGGUUAAAGGCCCUAACAAAUAUUGUUUGGCCUGAGAUCGCACUUCUGGUGAAGAGCACAAUCAGCCAAGCCAGAGAGGAAGGUAAACAAGUGUGUGUGGUGGAUGCAGCAGUUCUCCUGGAGGCCGGCUGGACAGACAUGGUCCACGAAGUCUGGGUCACCGUUAUCCCAGAGGAGGAGGCGGUGUUGAGGAUAACAGAGCGAGACGGUGUGACCACAGAAGAUGCCGUGCGCAGGCUGAAGAGCCAGUGGCCUAACGCCAAACAAGUGGAACACGCCAAUGUAGUGCUCAGCACGCUGUGGGAACCAGAGGUCACGCAGAGACAGGUAUCGAAAGCUUGGAAUCUUCUACAGAAGCGAAUCCAACAGAAGCAAGAGAGACAGUAGGGACAUGUAUGGGUCACUGCAUCAUCAUAAUUGUGAACCACGCACGCAAGUGUACGUCAGGCCCAGCGACAAACUGACCCGCAUCAGGACAUUUUGCCUAAGAAAGAAGUGAAACGGCCACUGUGCCUUCGCAGCAAACCCAGCAUGCUCUCUUUGACCAAGACUGAUGGACUUUCCACAGAUUUUUAAACCCUUGGUUUUAUUUUAAAGAUGCAUAGUUGAAAGAUUGAUGGAUGUGGACAAGAACUGAUGUUUUUUUCCCCCCACAAAUCGCAUGCCUUUAAAUGGAUACCAUUGUUUAAAUGAUAGUCCCAACAUUCAGCAGUUCUCAAUCAUUGAAGACCAAACUUUUCUGCAAAUACAAUAUUUUAGGGAAUCUGUCAGCUGAUGACACUUUAUAAGUUCUGUCCUCUUUUCAUGGUGUCUAUGAUUUAAUAUGAAUGUAGUGAAGAAAAAAUGGUUAUACUUUUUUUUUUUUUUUAAAUAAGAUUGAAUCAUUAAAAUAUGGGCGAUAGAUUGAAAGCCUCCUUGACGGAGGUGAAUAUCCUAGAGUAGUUGUCAUUGAACACACUGGGCACUGAAGUAGCGUGUGAAACUGAAAGAAUCAGUACAUUGACAAUUGAAGGAAAGCACCUAGAAUGCUAAUUUAGAUAAACCGAGCUCAGUUAUUUUGGAACGAUAAUGGAAAGCCCCAAAUUGCAGAGGCCAGUAGAAAAAAAUGGAUGACUGCUUAAAAAUGUUGUUGAAAUGAAAAUAAUGUACAAAAGUCUGCUGAAAACAUAUAGAUGGCAAUCCCAGAAAAUGCACUUGGUAACUUUUUGUUUUGUCUUAUAAGAGCCAGUUGUCACAUGACCAACCUUCUACACAAGAUCUCCAGACCCUCCGAGUGGCAACGUAUACAAACGAGCCUGAAAAAAGCCAAGAGCAGCAGCAGAGUUAAAUCCUAAACUCUUCAUGUGUUUGGCUUUGGGUAGAUUUAAUGUUGCCAUAUCUCACAACAAGAAUAAAGUACUACUUUUUCAAGCUGUGUUGGUUGGUCGUUGCAUUGUCUUGCAUGUGAGCUGCAAACUCAGUUAAAUGCUUUGUAAAAUGGAAAAGAAAAAUAAAUUAAAUAUUUUUAA